AUGUCUUCCUUCGGUUUCUCCCAAUCUAUCGGAACCAUUCAGUCUUAUCUCCAACUGAAUCAGUUGAAAGACUACUCUUCUAGAGAUAUCGGAUGGAUCACUGGACUAGACACUGCAAUUGCACUGCUAUUCGGAAUUCAAGUCGGACCGUUGAUGGACCGUUACGGACCCCGAUUUCUAGCUCCAGUUGCUAUCUUCCUCACAGUUCCCAAGUUUUUCUUCUUAGCUGAAUGCAAGGAGUAUUGGCAGUUUUUACUCUGUCUGGGUGUGCUUGGCGGUUUUGGUGCAGCUGUAUCAUCCUCACUUGCUAUAUCGUCGAUUGGCAAACUGUUUGCUCGCCGCCGUGGUUUGGCCAUGGGGGCUGCCUUAGCCGGUUCAUCUUUUGCGGGAGUUAUAUUUCCUUUGAUUCUGCGUCGUACUCUACCAGAGAUAGGCUGGAGUUGGACAGCUAGAAUGCUUGGUUUCAUCAUUUUAGGACUCACAAUCGUUGGGAUGAUAUGCCUUUUGCCAUUUCCCAAGUUGAUUAAACCCGCACAAAGCCCCAGCGAACAAAAGUCAGCAGCCCUCAAUUUCGCUGCUUUUCGAUCAACGCCCUUUCUCUUCAUCACAGUUGGAUUCUUUCUAUUCGAAGUCUCAGUCAUAGGUAUAGGUGUUCUGCUUCCGACUUUUGCAGUUGAGGCAGGGUUUCUGCCCAAUUCGGGAUUUACCUUAGUUGCUACCCUUAAUGGGUGUUCGUGUCUCGGACGCCUUUUGCCAGGCCUUGCUGGAGACCAUGUGGGGCAUUUUGAUGUUAUCCUGUUCAUGGUUACACUCACUUCAGUUUUUACAGCAGUCCUUUUUGUUCCUUUUGGAACUAAAUCUGUGGAAGUUUUGUAUGCCUUCGCUGCCACAUGGGGUUUUGGAUCUGGCUCUUUUCUCUCCAUCACGCCAGUGUGUGUAGGCAAAACUUGCGACCCGAAAGACUAUGGUAGAUAUUACGGGACCAGCACUUUCGUAGUAGCCUUUGGCGCGCUCGCCUCACUACCCGCUGGGGGUGCGGUGCUUGAGCAAGUUGGACCCAUGGGCGCCGCUGCACUGUACCUUGCGUCUGUUGUGUUGGGGGGCAUUUGUUUCUACAUUGCACGCUCUUUAUUGAUAAGGAAAUGGGUUGUGUUUAGGUCGAAUAUCUGA
Messenger RNA from Colletotrichum truncatum, 1170 nucleotides. Its product is annotated as MFS monocarboxylate transporter. Gene Ontology annotation, molecular function: transmembrane transporter activity. NCBI's taxonomy places the organism in Eukaryota, Fungi, Ascomycota, Sordariomycetes, Glomerellales, Glomerellaceae. Gene Ontology annotation, cellular component: membrane. The record is from RefSeq and is a predicted model, not a curated record. Gene Ontology annotation, biological process: transmembrane transport.